AUGCUUUCCGACUUGAUUCAAGAUCUGGAGAGAUUUCUUCCGGCUCCUGACUCCGACCUGAAUGGCACAGUCCUUGUCAACCCAGCGCUAAGAGCUAGUGUCUGGAAACUGAGGUGGUUGAGUCGUCAAUCAGGUUUUGACGUUUUCACCACAUCUCUUGCUGAGCUCAAGGCGACAAGCCUGAGCCAAGUGAAUGAGUUCAAGCUUUCCCCACUCGAGAAAUCAUCCAGACUUACCGGCAGCUUAGAUGAUCCGGGGAUAAUUCGAGCGGGCGCCCCUUACUUAGCAAAGUACAAUGGAGUUACAGUUCUUGUGGGCAGAAAGCAAGUUCCUAUUAUGACUGAUCAUACGGUUCUGCGAGCCCGCAUUGAAAAACUGGUACGAAUGUUGAAUUCUUCACAGAAUAUCAAAGAGCUCAGGACUCCUCCCUGCUUGGGAUACAUUUAUGCAUCACCAGGAGAGGGUACAUUAUCUCAUACUUCCGAGAGUUGCACUUAUGAGGUACUCUACUGUUUCAAUGAGCAAAACUGUUUUUCAUUACGACAUGUUCUGUUUAAAAAAUGGCAAUUCUCGCUCAGCAAGCGAUAUGAUGUUGCUAGAUCGCUCGCUCGAUCAGUUCUCUAUCUGCACGCUGUUGAAUGGCUUCACAAGGGAAUCAGAAGCAGCAACGUGGUUUUUUCUACAAACCAAGUCUUGCCAAAGAACCCCAAGCGCCCCAAGAGCCCCGCAUUUGCGGUGUCUGGCCUCCCUUACCUCGUGGGUUUCGAAUAUAGUCGGAUUAACUCACGUGAUGAAGGCACUGAAAAAACAAUCGACGUCUCGGACCACAAUCUCUAUCGACACCCAGACACCCAAAGCGAACCCACCACCGACCCAAGUUUAUACUUAGGAGAUAAAGGACGUUUCACAAAAAACCACGACAUAUUUAGCCUUGGUGUGAUACUUGUUGAACUCGGUGUCCUCAAGCCAGCUCAAAAAAUUGAACAGGAUCUUGAAGUAUCCGACAAGGAUUAUAGAAACGCAGAACAUGGAGAUCGACCUCAGAGGUUCAGGCUAUACCUCAUCGACCUUGUCUCUGAGGUUGAAAACAACAUGGGUCCUAUAUAUGCAAAUGUGACGUCUCAGUGCCUCGCGGCAAACUUCUACCGUCAAGAUGUGACAAUGGACCAAGACGGUGCUGUGGCAUUUUACAGGGAUGUCAUUGCUCAACUUGGGAAAUGUAAAGUGUGA
This is a messenger RNA of Penicillium arizonense, 1230 nucleotides long. RefSeq lists its product as uncharacterized. Gene Ontology annotation, biological process: protein phosphorylation. Gene Ontology annotation, molecular function: ATP binding; protein kinase activity. The record is from RefSeq and is a predicted model, not a curated record. The coding region runs from base 1 to 1230 and encodes 409 amino acids. NCBI's taxonomy places the organism in Eukaryota, Fungi, Ascomycota, Eurotiomycetes, Eurotiales, Aspergillaceae. The transcript has a single exon.